CCUCUGGUGAGACCCCGAUAAGGGAGAUGAGUCAUGCCUACACUUAUUCCCAGGCUGGUACUGAGUGGACACCCAUACAGCUACCAGAGGAUUAGGAAACUGAGGUGCAAAGACGUUAAAUAUUUGUUCAAGGAACUUUUCCAGUCAUACAGCGAAUUAUGUUGUGAAGCCAGGAUCUGAACCCACAUCUCUCUGGCUCCAAAGCCCCAGCUCUCCAUGCCAGCCGGAGCCUGGGGCCAAGGCGGAGUCAGCUCCGCAGAAUGCCCGCCCUGAGGGUGUGAGAAGACAGCAGGGACGCCCCCUCCAUUUGCAUAGCUCCCGGGACGUGGCGCACAGCCUCUAUGCCAUUUCUGCUUCAGAGGAAACUCCAAAUCCCGGAAUGCCUCGGGGAUAUCCGGUAUGGAGCUGGCAUUGGAGUUGGGUGACCAAGACCUGCUGGACUUCCUGCUAGAAGAAAGCGGAGAUUUGGGGGCAGAACAGCCGCUUUCCGAGGCGCUGAAUGCAUGGGAGGUAGAGGAUUUCCUGAGCUCCCUGCUGAGUCCCCCAGCAUCAUUGAACGUUCUCAGCUCCUCUGAUUCCUGUCUAGUCCACCAUGAUCACACCUACUCUCUCCCACAGCAACAUGUCUCUAUAGAUGUAGGUGAGUUGGAAAUAAAUGAAGUUUGGGGGGAGGAGAGGACUUGUGGGCCUGGCUCUUUAUUAAUUUUCCCUUUUGCAGAUGGUGAGAAGUAUGGAAAAGAGGGGCCUUAUACGACUCCACCGCAUGUGGAGGAGCCGGCAGAGCAGGAGAUUGCUAGAUUGAUACUGACAGAUGAGGAGAAGAGGCUGUUGGAGAAGGAGGGGCUUACGCUGCCUGGGACACUUCCUCUUAGUAAGAUGGAGGAACAAAUUCUGACACGAGUGCGGAGGAAGAUUAGAAAUAAAAAGUCUGCUCAAGAGAGCCGCAGGAAGAAACAGCUGUACAUGGGAGGUUUAGAAAGCAGGGUCUUGAAAUAUACAGCCCAGAAUCUGGAGCUACAGAACAAAGUACAGCUCCUAGAGGAACAGAAUUUGUCCCUCCUGGACCAGCUGAGGAGACUCCAGGCCAUGGUGAUUCAGAUAUCCAACAAAACGAGCAGCAGCAGCACCUGUGUCUUGGUCCUACUUUUUUCCUUCUGUCUCCUCGUCGUACCUGCUAUGUACUCCUCUGACACAAGGGGGAGCCUGCCAGCUGAGCAUGGAGUGUUGUCCCGCCAGCUUCGUGCUGUCUCCAGUGAAGACCCUCACCAGCUGGAGCUGCCUGCCCUGCAGUCAGAGGUACCAAAGGACAGCUCAGACCAGGAGCUCCAGGCUCUCGGCAACUCUUGCUGCCUGCUCCACCAUAUGCCUCAGGCUCCUGGUGCUGAGCCUCCCUUGACGUUGCCGCUUCCUGUCCCCUCCUCAGAGUCCCCCUGCUCAGGUCCGGUCCUUCCCCUGCAUGCAAACUUCACAAGAGAAGGGGAAUGGCUCCCUGCCGACAGCCCCCCAUCUGUUAUCUUACAGGGCAGAUAUUCAGGAUAGAUAUGAAGAUAUUAGGGGGCCUAAGCCAGAGCCUGAGGUUCCUAGUCUGUGUCCAAAUGAAAGGAAUGGGAGAGGGCUAGCCUGAGCCCCUCUCUGUCCUGUCAGGAAGCCUGGGAGUUCAAACACAUACACUUAACUGGCUUUCUGGGUCUUUUAUUUGUACCCAUGUAUGUCUACCACCCCAUGAAUAGGCCUGGGGGAGUCAGCUGACCUUGAUCUUUUCAUGCAGUGAGGGGAUUGGGUGAGGAAAGAAAUAAAUAAGUGAUUCUGA
Messenger RNA from Hyaena hyaena (striped hyena), 1810 nucleotides. It is a transcript of the gene CREB3, whose product is annotated as cAMP responsive element binding protein 3. Gene Ontology annotation, cellular component: nucleus. The record is from RefSeq and is a predicted model, not a curated record. Gene Ontology annotation, biological process: regulation of transcription by RNA polymerase II. Gene Ontology annotation, molecular function: DNA-binding transcription factor activity, RNA polymerase II-specific; RNA polymerase II cis-regulatory region sequence-specific DNA binding. NCBI's taxonomy places the organism in Eukaryota, Metazoa, Chordata, Mammalia, Carnivora, Hyaenidae. The transcript has 11 exons. The coding region runs from base 400 to 1539 and encodes 379 amino acids.